Molecule: messenger RNA, 1072 nt
Organism: Rattus norvegicus (Norway rat)
Lineage: Eukaryota; Metazoa; Chordata; Mammalia; Rodentia; Muridae
Source: RefSeq, a predicted model, not a curated record
CCUUGCUCUGGCUGCUGGUGGGCAUGUCUGUGUCUGGAGUAGAGGCUACUACAUUAUCAAAGCAUGUAACUGAAGAAUGGCAGUAUGACUGCCCACCGUGUUCUCUCUACCCUUAAGAAGCAAUGAAUAACUCUUCUAAAUUAUGCCGGAAGACUUCUUUUCCAAGAGGCAAUAUAUUCUGCAACCUCAUUGACAAGAUAGUUAAGAGGCCCUCUUUGCAGUUUCUGGGUCAGUGGGGGUACCACUGCUAUGAACCCAGGAUUUACAGAACGCUGGCAAAAAUUCUGAGGUAUGUUGACUUGGAUGGCUUUGACAUACUCCUCACUGACUAUAUUGCUUUUGUGGAAAAGUCGGGACACCGUUUCGAACUCAAUUUUAACCUCGAGUUUACUGAAAUAUGUGUGAAUACCAUUCUGUAUUGGGUUUUUGCCAGAAAAGGUAACCCUGACUUUGUGGAACUGCUUCUCAAGAAGACGAAGGACUAUGUCCAAGACAGAAGCUGCAGCCUAGCACUCAUAUGGAGAACCUUCACACCCGUGUACUGCCCCAGUCCCCUGAGUGGCAUCACACCUCUACUCUAUGUGGCUCAGACAAGACAGUCAAAUAUCUUAAAAAUUCUCCUGCAGUAUGGAAUCCUAGAAAGAGAAAAAAACCCUAUCAACAUUGUCCUGACAAUACUACUUUACCCCUCGAGAGUGAGAAUAAUGGUUGAUCACGAGUUGAUUGACAUUCAAGAAGAUGCCAAGACGUGUUUAACGUUAUGUUCCAGAGUGCUUUCUGUAAUCUCAGUCAGGGAGAUAGAGAGUCCAUUUUAGCUUUCCAGAUGACUCCUGCAUGUGGCGGUGGCGGUAGUGCCUCUAGAAAGGAUGACAAGGCAGAAGAUGAUCCAUCUGAACUGAAGAGCUUACCUGUCCACAGUUUAAAUUUUGUUUAGUGCCUUUCCACAGAUCACUAGGAAAAUAAAAUCGGAAUAAAAUGCCUGUAAAGUAAGAAGGGCUUAGAUAAAGGUUCUAAGGGUUAUACAAACUCAGAAUCUCCUUUCUGAAUUUGAAUAAAAUAUAAAACAAAAGUG